Messenger RNA from Cuscuta campestris, 1218 nucleotides. NCBI's taxonomy places the organism in Eukaryota, Viridiplantae, Streptophyta, Magnoliopsida, Solanales, Convolvulaceae. The record is from the annotation of a GenBank genome assembly.
GUUCGUGCCUUAAGGCUGGAACUAAAUUGAGGCACGUAACGUUAAAGAUUGAUUAAUUGCAAGGCGGGGGAGAAAUGAACAACGGCAAGGUGGGAAUAAUAUUACUGUUGUUGGUAAUGGUGGCCGGAGGAGGAGGUAUCAGGAGAGCGAAGGGGUUCGUGGGGAUAUAUUGGGGGAGAUUUUCGACGCAAAGUUUGGUGCCAUCAAUGGUGGUGGAUUUGCUUCUCCAAAAUGGGUUGACCGAUAUACGACUAUCUGCACCUUCCGUCAAUGUCAUGGAGGCCCUCCAAGGUUCUUCCUUAGGCGUCACCGUCGCCCUCCAGAACGAUUUCAUCAGACGUAUGAAAUGGAACAAUAUUAAGACCAUCAACGAUUGGGUUGCUGAACUUCUCGUCGUCCCUAUUAGGAGAGGCGUAAACAUUACGACAUUGGUGGUCUUAGAAGAUGCAUAUUCGUCGACGGGGAAGCGUCAACCCAUAUGGAACGCAACCGAUAUCUUCAGAGAGACAGUGAAUUGUCUAAAGAACAACGGGUUGUCCCACUUGAGGACGACCUCGUCCCACACCAUCGACAUCCUAAAAGUUGUCGGAAAGCCGUCGGAGGCAGACUUCAUCGACGACGUGAAGCCCAAAAUGAAGGAGUUCUUGACACUGCUCCAUCAGACCAACAACUCCUUCUACCUCUACAACCUCUACCCCCUCGUCGCCGCGGAGGUCAACAGUUGGCCCGUGGAAUUCGCCUUCAUGGACAACAACUCCUCCUUCGCAAUCGUCGACGGGUCGUACACGUACAGGAAUGCGUUCGAGUUCAUGUACGACGCGCUGGUCGUGGCGAUGGAGAAAGUGGGGUUCUCGGAUGUGGAGAUCGAGAUAGGGGAGAUCGGGUGGCCCACUGACGGCAUGAAGCACGCCACGGUGGAGAACGCAGAGCGCUUCCACCGUGGGUUCCUCAGACACAUCAAGCAGAAAAAGGGGACGCCUCGGCGGCCGAACCAAAACAUCGACGUGUUCAUUGGAACGUUGACGGACGAGAACAAAUACCCGCCAUUGAUGGGAGCGUAUUAUCGGCACAAGGGUAUAUACAAUUUUGACGGGGCGCCAAAGUAUAAGAUUGACUUCACUGGUCAAGGACGGGACAUCUACCCUUCUACCGCCAAAGGCAUGCAUAUAUAUUUAUUUGAGAAAUUUAUGUAAAUACCACUAAAACAUAAUGAUUUUC